CAGAACGGUUUUUUUUUUCACCCGUCCGAAAUCCAAAAGCAAUCCCAAGUUGCACGCCUCUCUCAUCUUCGACUCUCAUAUUAAGGAACGGGGAUAGCAGAAGACCCAAGAAACCAAGAAAGACGGAGAAAGAAAGACUUGCUCUUCUUGAGAAUAUUUUCUCUGGUAUUCAACACUCCACUACAUAUGUGGCAUACAAAAUCUCACCGCAAGCAUGGGCAACAAGUUACUUUUCCUUCUGGGAAUUCCAAGGAAUAUAGGCAAACAGCAAACUUUAUCCCUGACAAUUUCAGCUCACUUGACCAGGUUAUUUCUGCAUUGAGAGAAGCUGGACUUGAGUCCUCAAAUUUAAUUCUAGGUAUUGACUUCACAAAAAGCAACGAAUGGACAGGUAAGUAUUCUUUUAGUAGAAGAUCUCUUCAUGCUAUUGGUGAUACACCUAAUCCCUAUGAGCAAGCCAUUUCAAUAAUUGGGCGUACAUUGUCUCCAUUUGAUGAGGACAAUUUGAUACCAUGUUUUGGUUUUGGUGAUGCUUCGACACAUGACCACUCUGUCUUCAGCUUUUACCCUGAUUGCCAUCCUUGUAAUGGUUUUGAGGAGGCUCUUGCACGAUACAGAGAGAUUGCUCCUUACCUAAACUUGUCAGGCCCAACCUCAUUUGCUCCAGUUAUCCGUGCAGCUAUUCAGGUUGUUGAAAAAAAUAACUGGCAGUACCAUGUGCUUGUCAUUAUUGCUGAUGGGCAGGUUACCAGGAAUUCAAACGUACCACAUGGCAAAUCAAGUCCACAAGAACAUGCAACCAUAGAAGCAAUAGUUGAUGCCAGCUAUUAUCCCCUUUCAAUCAUAAUGGUUGGUGUGGGUGAUGGACCAUGGGAUGCGAUGCAACAGUUUGAUGAUUGCAUUCCUCAGCGGGCGUUUGAUAAUUUUCAGUUUGUGAACUUCACGAAUAUCAUGUCCUCAAACAUGGAAAUAUCAAAGAAAGAAGCAGCAUUUGCACUUGCGGCACUGAUGGAAAUUCCCUUGCAAUAUAAAGCCACACAACGCCUCCAACCCACAGAAAAGCAAAGGGAUAAGAUAGAUGCCCCUAAGAUUCUUCCUCCUCCAAGUGCUGUAAUUGAACAUGAUAAUGCAAGAAAUUCUUAUCAUUGGCCAGAAACCUCCCAGUCUACUGGUUACAAUGCUCCAGUAGAGCAGGCCUGCCCUAUUUGCUUGACAAAUCCAAAGGAUAUGGCAUUCGGAUGUGGUCAUUUGACUUGCAAGGAUUGUGGUGCAACAUUAUCGACAUGCCCCUUAUGCCGGGCACCCAUAAGUACGCGCCUGAGACUCUUCGCUUGAGAUGAUCUGUACCAAAUGAUAAGGGUCAUUUGUCUACCGUGUUGCUGCUAACGGGAUUGGGCAGUUGUUUGGCAAUGCAUUACUAAUUAGGAUGCUGCUUAAUCAAUGUGCAUGAUACCAUCGAGCUUGCUUUCUGUUAAAAAGGCAAAGGAAAGAGGCCUCAAAUCUCAAUGCCUAAAUCAAAGAAGGCAUGCUUGAUAUUGUAAAUUAUUGGAAGUGCAGAAAUUGGUUAUAGAUUAAUUAAUUUUCAACAGCACCACUGUGGGGCUGUUUCCAGCUGUUCUGAAUAAGUCAGCAGGUAAAAACUUAUUUCGAUAUAAAUAUUCCAAGACACCUUGUAUGUAUUAUUUGUUGCAUAAACCGUUUUGGUUUACAAACCUUCCUCUUCCCCAA
This is a messenger RNA of Phoenix dactylifera (date palm), 1728 nucleotides long. RefSeq names its product E3 ubiquitin-protein ligase RGLG3-like. The record is from RefSeq and is a predicted model, not a curated record. Lineage: Eukaryota; Viridiplantae; Streptophyta; Magnoliopsida; Arecales; Arecaceae. Gene Ontology annotation, cellular component: nucleus. Gene Ontology annotation, molecular function: ubiquitin-protein transferase activity. Gene Ontology annotation, biological process: protein ubiquitination.